AUGAAACAUCUACAAGAUGAAAUUCAUCGGCGUUCGCUGGAGACCCCAGAGUCUUUCUGGGCCGACCAUGCCGCGAAACUUCACUGGCACAAAUCUCCGAAGUCUGUCUUGACCAAGACAACGAAGAAACUCGGAAAGGAGAUCGAAUAUCCCCAUUGGGAGUGGUUCACGGGCGGUGAAAUAUCAACAUGUUUUAACUGCGUUGACCGUCAUGUUCUUGCCGGUAACGGCGACAUGCCUGCCAUUCUCUAUGAUAGCCCUGUUACCAAGACGAAAAGGAGUCUCACCUACGCGCAACUACUCGACGAGGUCGAGGUAACGGCUGGUGCCCUAAGAGAAGAAGGCGUGAAGAAAGGAGACGUUGUGUUGGUUUAUAUGCCAAUGAUUCCCGCUGCUUUAAUUGGUAUUCUUGCUAUCAACAGGCUCGGCGCAAUCCAUACUGUUGUAUUCGGUGGAUUUGCCGCUGCUUCCUUGGCCCAACGCAUCGAAGCAUCUAGACCCGUGGCCAUACUGACGGCUUCGUGUGGAAUCGAUGGCGCCAAGCCGCCAAUGAGCUACAAACCUUUGGUAUCAGAGGCUAUUCGAAUCUCUAGCCACAAGCCAAGUCGCGUCGUAGUCUGGCAGCGCGAUGGACUACAGUGGAAUCCGUUGGAUAGAUUGGCAGGGGAGCGCAAUUGGUUUAAGAUGGUACGGAGCUGUAGAGCAAGAGGCGUGAGGGCUAGUUGCGUACCUGUUGGUGCUGCUGAUGGGAUCUACAUCAUUUACACUAGCGGAACGACCGGCUCUCCUAAAGGGGUUGUUCGCCAAGCAGGUGGCCACGCAGUCGGCUUGCACCUUUCAAUAAGUUACCUGUUUGGUGUUCGUGGACCUGGAGAUGUUAUGUUUACAGCGAGCGAUAUUGGUUGGGUAGUAGGACAUUCUUACAUCAUCUACGCACCUCUCCUUGUCGGGGCAGCCACGGUUCUUUUCGAAGGAAAGCCCGUGGGAACACCAGACAGCUCAACGCUUUGGCGCAUUGUACGCGAUUACAAAAUAACGAGCUUAUUCACUGCCCCUACUGCCUUGAGAGCUAUCAAGAGAGAUGACCCGGAAAACAAAUUCCUCAAGCGGAUAGGCGCACAAGGAGGCCUAAGAAGUCUAAAAGCGCUUUUCCUUGCUGGAGAAAGGUCAGAGCCAUCGAUAAUCACGAUGUAUCAGGAGCUCAUACGGGAGUAUGGCGCCUCCGAUGCCACCGUAGUAGAUAAUUGGUGGUCGUCAGAAUCUGGUUCACCAAUUUCGGGCAUCAGCCUAGCCCCACACGCGGCUAACCCCAGAGAAGGUAAAAUCGAAAGGGAUAAACCACUGCCCGUCAAGCCGGGAAGUGCUGGCAAGGCGAUGCCGGGAUUCGAUAUUAGAGUGGUGGACGAUGAUGGCAACGAGGUGAAAAGAGGCAAAAUGGGCAAUAUUGUUUUGGCAAUCCCCCUUGGCCCCACGGGUUUCACAAUGCUAUGGAAUGAUGAAGAGAGAUUUUACAGUAGUUAUCUCAAGAGAUUCAAUGGGAAAUGGAUUGACACCGGCGACGCCGGGGUUAUAGAUAGCGACGGUUAUGUCAGUAUCAUGAGUCGGAGUGACGACAUUAUCAAUACAGCAGGCCACCGCCUGUCUACUGGCUCUAUCGAACAAGCGAUAACAAGCCAUCCUCUGGUCGCUGAAGCUAGUGUUGUCGGCAUUCCGGACUCCUUGAAAGGCCAGCUUCCUUUCGCCUUUAUAAUACUCUCAGUUCCCGAACAUCCUAUUUCCGCCAUACUAGAUGAGGUAUUAUAUAACGAGAUACAAAGCCUAGUUCGAACGCAGAUCGGCGGUAUUGCAACCCUCGGUGGUAUAAUACAGGGCAAAGGGAUGAUUCCUAAAACGCGAUCUGGCAAGACUCUUCGAAGAGUUCUGAGAGAAUUGGUCGAGAACGCCGUUCAUGAUGAGCUCGAGAAUGAAGUACAGUACCCAGCCACCAUUGAGGACGUGUCUGUGAUUGAUAUCGCAAAGUCGAAAGUUGCCGAAUAUUUCAGACACAAAGGGGAUGCGCAUAAAGCAAUUGAGGCAAGAGCAAAGCUGUAG
Molecule: messenger RNA, 2091 nt
Organism: Annulohypoxylon truncatum
Lineage: Eukaryota; Fungi; Ascomycota; Sordariomycetes; Xylariales; Hypoxylaceae
Product: AMP-binding enzyme
Exons: 6
Coding region: 1-2091 (696 amino acids)
Source: RefSeq, a predicted model, not a curated record